Cladophialophora immunda is the source of this 947-nucleotide messenger RNA. RefSeq lists its product as uncharacterized. Lineage: Eukaryota; Fungi; Ascomycota; Eurotiomycetes; Chaetothyriales; Herpotrichiellaceae. The coding region runs from base 99 to 944 and encodes 281 amino acids. Gene Ontology annotation, molecular function: S-adenosylmethionine-dependent methyltransferase activity. The record is from RefSeq and is a predicted model, not a curated record. The transcript has a single exon.
UUUGAUGUUUAUGCCUAUCAUCCAGAUAGUAAAGGAAGACAGGUCAGCUUUUCCAACGGGCCACAUCAGAACUUCAAGUCACAGUAACACGACCUGCCAUGGAGAAGACAGCUGCUACUGACUUCAACCCUGCGGGCCACUUCGACCAACUCUCGGCCAAAUACGACGAUCUGAUCGGCCUCAUGACCGGCGACAUUGCACGCUACACCUUGCGGGCACUCAUCGAACCACCGACUUCAGACAUGGUGCUCCACGACAACGCCUGCGGCACGGGUCUUGUGACAGAAUACCUCCAGCAAGUUUCCUCCCAGACGGGGACUUACCCCAAGAUGGUCCACGCAACGGACUUUGUGCCGUCCGUCACUAAAAUCAUGCAGCGCAAGGCGACGCAGCAGCACUGGAAGAACGUCGACAUCGCGGUCAUGGACAGCCAGGAGCUCGCCUUCCCGGACGGCUCCUUCGACCUGAGCAUCACCAACUUCGGCAUCUUCUUCCUCCCCGAUCCGCAGAGAGGGGCGGACCAGAUCCACCGCACGCUGAAGCCCGGAGGCGUCGCGGUCGUCACGGCGUGGAAAGAGCGGAGGAUGAUGGACACGAUCGCCGCCGCGCAGAAGGUCAUCCGGCCGGAUCUGAAGGGCCUGUCCAGCCCGUGGGCGGAGCUCUGGGCCAAGGAGGACACGCUGCGAGAUGUUCUCGUCAAGGCCGGGUUCGAGGCCGACAAUGUGCGGAUCGUGGAGCAAAGGACAGAUGCGGUGGUCGACGCGUUCCUCCGGGAUCCUGAGAUGGUCGCACGGUCUUACCCUGCGGCCGUGGAGGGAUGGAGUGAAGAGGAGAAGGCCAGGUUAGGGCAGGAGAUCUUGAGGAUUGCGCGCGAAAGGGAUCCCGAAGGCCGAGGGGUUGGUAGUCUCUACUCCGUCGCGUACAUCGCGAUAGCGAAGAAGUAGGCG